Molecule: messenger RNA, 3645 nt
Organism: Epinephelus fuscoguttatus (brown-marbled grouper)
Lineage: Eukaryota; Metazoa; Chordata; Actinopteri; Perciformes; Serranidae
Gene: ipo4
Product: importin 4
Exons: 30
Coding region: 376-3636 (1086 amino acids)
Biological process (GO): protein import into nucleus
Cellular component (GO): nucleus; cytoplasm
Molecular function (GO): nuclear import signal receptor activity; small GTPase binding
Source: RefSeq, a predicted model, not a curated record
GCACACUGAUUGCUGCAGGGCCCUUUAACAGAACUCACAUGGAACUCCUGGCCGGUUCUGCCCCGCGUGCUGGCAGUUGAAGCCCUAACGGACCAGACCGAGCUGGGGGCUCGAAUCUGUCAGACUCUCUUUGGGCUUGAUAACUUCACACGUAUCCGAUUUUUUAAAGUGAAUCUUUACAGCUAACACAUAAGCUAGCGAUUAGACCUGCUCACAGAGGCUCUGUUUACAUAUCUGACAGCUGUAACAUAACUUGAGACGCCGUCGGUAACCUCACCGCGAAGGAUAACUCGUUAUCCUAGCCCGGUUUAUUAGAAAUAGUAACGUUAACGGUCACAACAGGUUAUCUGAGUCUAGUAACUCCGAGCUGUCGAGAUGACACAGGAACUCGAGCAAAUUCUUUCACAGCUGACUCAGCCUGACAAUGCUGUCAUACAACAGGCCACCGCCCAGCUCAAACAGGCUUUCAAAGACCCAGCCAUUAUACCGGCCCUGUGUGCUGUCAUGAGUGGCUCCCAAAACCCUCAGAUCCGCCAGUCAGCUGCAGUGAUGCUGAGGUUGAGAGUGAAGAAACACUGGAAGAAGAUAAGCCCUAAUGAUAGAGAGAGCCUUAAAGCAGUGGUGUUACAAACCUUCAUGCAAGAAACAGAGCACACAGUGCAGCACUCGCUGUCCCAACUGUGUGCAGUGAUGGUUAAACAUGAGACACCAGACCGCUGGCCUGCCUUACUGCAGCUCCUCAAUGAAUCCACCAAGAGCAGCAACCCUCAUGACAGACAGGUUGGCCUCCUGCUGCUGAAUAAGGUGAUGGAGUCCAACCCUGAGUCUUUCAAGCCUCACUACUGCCAGCUGCUAAUGCUGUUCAGUACUGUACUGCAGGACCACAGCAACCCAACAGCCUUGUACUACUGCAUCCUCACCCUCACAGCCAUAACUGCAUAUACAGGCACAGAAGAGAUGAACCAGAUGCGUUCCAUCAUCCCCAGUCUCAUUGUUGCUCUGAAACACCUUAUCAAGGCAGAUCAGGACCAAGCCAGCGAGGCCAUGGAGGUGUUUAAUGAGCUCAUGGAGAGUGAGGUGUCCAUCAUCGUCCCUCAUGUUACUGACAUUGUCCGCUUCUGCUUGGAGGUGGGCAGUGAUACCACACUGUGUGACUCUCUGCGGGUGAAAGCACUCUCUUGUAUUGCCUUCCUCAUCAAGCUGAAGAGCAAGACGGUGCUGAAGCAAAAGCUGCUGAACCCCAUCCUGCAAGCCAUUUUCCCUGUGCUGAUAGCAGCUCCUCCACCUGGUGAGCAGGACCCAGAGGAUGAGGAGGAUGACAGUGGAGAUGGCACAGACAAUGACAAUCCCAAACACUGUGCGGCUCAGAUUAUUGACACUAUGGCACUCCAUAUGCCCCCAGAGAAACUGUUUCAACAUCUGAUACCCCUCACCCAGACCUGCCUUGCCAGUGAAGACCCCUAUCAGAAAAAGGGGGGUCUGAUGUGUCUUGCCGUGCUGGCUGAAGGAUGUGCCGACCACAUACGCACCAAGAUGCUGUCGUCAAUGCUGCAGACAGUGUGCCAGAGUCUUUCUGAUAGUAAUCAGGUGGUACGCAGUGCAGGUCUUUUUGCCCUGGGGCAGUUCUCUGAACAUUUACAGCCUGAAGUGAGCAAAUACUGUGCAGAGUUGAUGCCUUUGUUGCUGGGCUACCUUUCUUCAUUGAAGGAGGCUAAGGUCGGCCAUGUCACCAAGGCCUUUUAUGCUCUGGAGAACUUCAUGGAAAACCUAGGAGCAGAUAUUGAGCCCUACCUACCCACCCUGAUGGACACUAUGUUGUCUGCUCUCAACAACACUGAAAACCUCAAGAUAAAAGAGCUUGUCGUGUCUGCCAUAGGGGCCAUAGCCAAUGCUGCCAAAGAGCUGCUGGUUCCCUACUUCCCUCCAGUUAUUGAAAGUCUGAAGGGCUUCCUCACCACCACCACAGAGGAAAUGAGGUCCCUGCAAACUCAGUCCUUGGAUACUCUCUCUGUGCUGGCCCGUACCAUUGGCAAAGAUGUCUUCAGUCCUCUUGCUGCAGAGUGCGUUCAGCUGGGCCUCAACCUCACUGACACCAUUGAUGACCCUGACUUGAGACGCUGCACGUACAGUCUGUACUCUGCUGUAUCCACAGUCAGCCCAGAGUGCCUGACUCCUCACCUCACUGCCAUUACAACAGUCAUGUUGCUCGCCCUCAAAUCUAAUGAAGGCAUUACGGCACACCUUGAGGAAGACAAGACAUUUGUCCUGCUGGAUGACGACGACGACGACGAUGCAGAAGAGAAAGAUGUGGAUUUUCUGGAAGAUGAGCCUGAGACGGAUAUCCAUGAUGUUGCAGGGUUCAGUGUUGAAAACGCCUACAUUGAUGAGAAGGAGGACGCCUGUGAUGCACUGGGAGAGAUUGCCUUCAGCACUGGUGCUGCCUUCCAGCCCUUCCUGGAGUCCACUUUCCAGCAGGUUUACGAGAUGAGAGAUUUUCCCCAUGAGGACGUCCGCAGGGCAGCAUUUGGAGCCAUGGGCCAGUUUUGUCGAGCUCAGCAUCAAGUGUGGAAGGAGAAUACCACUGAGGCCAACCACCAGGCCCUGCUGAAGUUGCUGGAUGUGGUCCUUCCUUGCUUUGUGGAAACAGUGCGAACAGAGCAAGAGCGCCAGGUCGUGAUGGGUAUCCUGGAAACCAUGAACAAUGUCAUAAAGUCAUGCAAGGAGGAAGCUUUCAAAAACCCCUCACGCCUUCAGGAGAUCAGCCAUGUCAUCCGUGAUGUGCUCAAGAAAAAGACCGUUUGUCAGGACAGUGGUGGGGAUGAAGCCGAUGAUGAAGACCAGCAGGCGGAGUAUGAUGCCAUGCUCUUGGAGUUUGCUGGGGAGGGAAUUCCUGUGCUGGCCUCUUCUGUGCCUGCAGACAAAUUUGCCCCUUUCCUCAAUGACCUGCUGCCUCUCAUCAUGAGCAAAGCUAAAUCCACAUGCACUGUGGCAGACCGGUCUUUCUGUGUGGGUACAAUCGGAGAGAUCCUGCAGGCCCUUGUGAGUGUGCCUGGGGGCCAGGGACUGGCAGGCCGACUGUCCAACCGUUUGCUUCCUGUGCUGGUUGCUGGAGUGAGGGACAGUGAUCCUGAGGUUCGCAACAACAGCGUGUUUGGACUUGGAUGUCUGGCUCAGGCAGCUGGACCCAUCUGUGUAUCAGACUAUCCCAUGAUGCUGUCUGUGUUUUCCAACAUGCUGACCAAAGAGUCAGAUCUCAGGGUGAUUGACAACCUGUGUGCUGCCCUCUGCAGGAUGAUCAUGAGCAAUGUGGAUUGUGUCCCCCUUGAGCAGGUUAUGCCUGCUAUGGUGGCUCGUCUUCCCCUCAAGGAGGACAUGGAGGAGAACAAGACAGUGUUCAGCUGCCUGGCUAUGCUCUACAGACACAGUCCUGCUCUGAUUGUGAAGCUAAUGAAGCCCAUAGUUGCAGCUUCCAGUCAUGUCCUUGGCAACAAUAACGUUGAUAUAGAAACCCAGAACACUUUGGUCAUGCUGAUCAAAGAAUUUGCCCAGCAACACUCUGCAGACUUCCAAGCAGCUGUGACACCACUUCCCAGAGAGCAGCAGGCCAAACUUAGUGCAGCCAUCUCUGCCUCGUAGCCCGCACAC